Messenger RNA from Orussus abietinus, 2581 nucleotides. Its product is annotated as nucleolar MIF4G domain-containing protein 1. Bases 48 to 2360 code for a protein of 770 amino acids. Gene Ontology annotation, molecular function: protein binding; RNA binding. Gene Ontology annotation, biological process: ribosomal small subunit biogenesis. The transcript has 8 exons. Gene Ontology annotation, cellular component: nucleolus. The record is from RefSeq and is a predicted model, not a curated record. Lineage: Eukaryota; Metazoa; Arthropoda; Insecta; Hymenoptera; Orussidae.
UCUUAUACUCCGUAAUAAUAUCAAAUAAUUGCAACUAAGUUAAAAACAUGUCCACGAACGCAACAAAAAUGUUAAAAAAUAAUAAGCUCAAGAGAUUAAAAAAACAAAUGGAACAGCGAAGAAAAAUUCAAUUGAAGAAAGCUAAUGAAACAGAGGAUAAAAUUAUAAAACAUUUAGAAAAACAACUGAAAUUGAACAAGCGGAAAAGUAAAACGACUCCAAAAUCUUUUACAUCGGAUGGCUUGGACUAUUUAUUGGACUUCUGCGACACGGAAAGUAGAAAAAAUUUAGUUGAAACUGAAAAACAAUUAGUAGAAGCUGAUUGUGAAUCUGAAUUUGAAGAAGAUUUUGCCAUUGCAGCAACAAGCCUGAAAUACCAGAAAAAUUCUGAUGACAGAUCAGAUAUGACAGUUUCCAAAAAUACAAAAAAGAAGAUUAAUAAUCAUCUUGAAGAUUAUAAUACAGAUGAUUCAAGUAAUAAAGUACAUGAAAAAAUGUCUGACGAAAACAAUGAAGAUCAGCAAUCAACCAAAAAAAGAAAAAUUAAAACAAAUAGUAAUAAGCAACUAAAGAAAACUAAAAAUGAUGUCUCACCAGAAAAAAAUAUAUAUAAUUUGAAAGAGAAGAAAAAUUCAAUGAAAUUGCUUGCUUCAAAAGUCCAAAAUAAUGUAAAAGAAAACGACAAAAAAUCAGAAAUGUACAACGAUGUAUCCAAUGAGGAAAAUGUAGGUUGGGAAGAUAUUUAUGGAAGAAAACGAGACAAGGAUGGUAAUACCAUACCUGAUCGAAUGGAUAAAUAUAUACCACCUGCAGCAAGGCAUACUGAUUUAAAGAUAAAUUCUACUACAAAUGAUAAGCUUACAAAAUUAAAAAAGCAGUUAAAGGGCCUUUUAAAUAGAUUAGCAGAAUAUAACAUGCAUACAAUUGCUUUACAGGUUGAUGAAUUAUACAUGGCAAACAGCCGCAAUGAUAUGAAUGAAGUAUUGUAUAAUCUUAUGGUUGAAGCUCUUGUUUUACCUGUACUAACUCCAGAUCGACUUGUCACAGAACAUAUGAUGUUAAUUUGUAUAUUACAUGCAAAUGUUGGCAUUGAAGUUGGAGCUCACUUUUUAUUAAAACUCAUUAAAAAGCUUGAUAAGAUGUUGCAAGACCAACACGAAGUAGAAAAUAAAGAAGUAGACAAUGUCUUGUUAAUGGUUUCUCACUUAUAUAAUUUUAAGGUGUAUGGAUCACAAUUGUUAUACCAAAUUCUAGAAAAUCUAUCCAAUAAGUUUACGGAAAAGGAAGUAGAGCUCAUACUUCUCAUUUUAAAAACAGUAGGCUUCGUUCUCAGGAAGGACAACCCACUUGCGCUUAAGGAAUUAAUAAUAAAAUUACAACAAAAGGCAGUGAACAUGGUAUCUGAGAACUCGAGAAUACGAUUUAUGUUGGAUGUCUUACUGGCAAUUAAAAACAACAAUGUCACUAAAAUUCCGCAGUAUGAUCCGUCACAUGUAGAACAUUUAAAAAAACUGAUGAAGACUAUUAUACGAAAAGGCAAUACUGUGACCCAACUUAAUGUUUCCUUAAACGAUUUACUAUUUGCAAAUGAAAGAGGAAAAUGGUGGAUAGUUGGAUCAGCAUGGAGUGGGGGUCUGGAUGAGAAGAAAGAUAACAAUAAUACUAAUGAAUCAAACACAAUAUUCAGUAAAAAAUUACUCGAUUUGGCACGUAAACAACGUAUGAAUACAGACAUCAGGAAAAACAUUUUUUGUAUCCUCAUGUCUGCAGAAGACUACUUAGAUGCAUUUGAAAAAUUGCAUCAUUUAGGAUUAAAAAAUCAACAAGAAAGAGAAGUGAUCUAUGUUAUUAUAGAUUGUUGCUUACAAGAAAAAAAGUUCAAUCCAUAUUAUGCUGUGUUAGCCGAAAAAUUUUGCAAUUUUGAUAGAAAAUAUCAGAUGACAAUCCAAUAUACAUUAUGGGAUAAAUUAAAAAUACUACAAUCUUACAAUAGUAAACAAUUAGCAAACCUAGCUCAGUUUUUAACUCAUUUGUUUCUAGAAAAGGGACUUCCACUCUCAGUUUUAAAGGUAAUUGAGUUUGGAGAGUUAGACAAGCCUAUUGUACGUCUUUUGAGACAGAUCAUGCUAGGAAUACUACUUCAUGAAAAUACAGACGCAUGUGUACAAGUCUUUGAAAGGAUAUCAAUGUCCUCACAAUUACACAUGUUCAGAGAAGGACUAAGACUGUUCAUUAAUCACUUUGUUGUAAAAAUUGCUAAGGAAGACGUUUUGCCUACCCAACAGGUAGCAAAAUUAAAAGAAACAGCUCUAUUAAUGGAUAAGAUAUUAAUGUCUCAUGGAACAUCCAAUGUGUUUUAAGUAAACAGCGUUUCUGUAAUGUAGUGUAGUUAUUUGUAUAAAGUAAAAAAUAAGGCUGCAUGUUAAAUUAUCGUUAUCAUGUAUAAAAUAAUUACAUACUUUAUUAUGUAAAAAAAAAUUAAUUUUAUAUCAAUUUCCUUACAAAUAUUGAGCAUGGCAGUUGUCACUGAAUAAAUGUAUGAAACUUUAAUAAAAUCUAUUGAAUGGAUUGUUUCACAGGA